UCCACGGUUACCGAAGAUGACACAAUGUCUGCUGGUAUAAAAAGCUAGUGCCACUCCUAUCAGGGCUCCACUUGUAUGUCUGGAGAGAGCUCCCCGGCGCUCUGCUGCGAAUAAAGGGAGGAGGCUGCUGCUGCUGGUAUCCUGCCUGUGCGCAUCUGGAGACAGACACAGAGAGAGACGGAGAGGAGAAGAGAGGAGAGGAUGGCCACGCUGGUUCAACCCGCAGAAAUGGAGACCUUAGGCAGUCAGAGCAACACCGGGACGUCCCCGACAUCCACCGGCUCCUCGCCGCACUUCAACGACGGCAAAUUCUACCUGCUGGUGGUGAUCGGGGAGAUCGUAGCGGAGGAUCACCUCAAGUGUGCCAUUGCGGACAUAGAGAAAGGGAUCCGCUCAUGGGACACCAACCUCAUCGACUGCAACCUGGACCAGGAGCUCAAGCUAUUUGUCUCCAGACACUCGGCCCGUUUCUCCGCAGACGUCAGAGGGCAGAGAAUUCUUCACCACAAAAGUAAUGUCCUGGAAACAGUGGUACUCAUCAACCCGUCAGACGACGCAGUCAGUACUGAGGUUCGUCUGAUGAUCUCGGACACUGCCAGACACAAGCUGCUGGUUCUCUCAGGCCAAUGCUCUGAAAAGACUGGAGAGCUGAUUCUUCAAUCUGGAUCUUUCUCUUUCUUCAAUUUCAUAGACAUAUUCACCGACCAAGAGAUUGGUGAAUUGCUCAGCACCAUUCACCCGGCAAACAAAGCUUUCCUUACACUCUUCUGCCCCGAGCAAGGCGACUGGAAAAACUCCAACUUGGACAAACACAACCUGCAGGAUUUCAUUAACAUGAAACUAAACUCCACUCUCAUACUCCCUGAAAUGGAGGGCCUCUCAGAAUUCACAGAGUAUUUGUCUGAGUCAGUAGAGAUCCCGUCUCCGUUCGACAUGUUAGAACCGCCGACCUCAGGUGGAUUCCUCAAACUCUCCAAACCGUGCUGUUACAUUUUUCCCGGUGGUCGCGGUGACUCAGCUCUCUUUGCUGUAAAUGGCUUCAACAUGCUCAUUAAUGGCGGCUCGGACAGGAAGUCGUGCUUCUGGAAACUGGUGAGACAUCUGGACCGGGUGGACUCCAUCCUCCUCACCCACAUCGGUGACGACAACCUGCCAGGCAUCAACAGUAUGCUGCAGAGGAAAAUUAUAGAGGCCGAGGAGGAGCAGUCGCAGGGUUCCACAGCUAACAGCGACUGGGUGAAGAACAUGAUUUCUCCAGAUAUCGGUGUUGUGUUUGUGAAUCUCCCUGAAAACCUGGAUAACCCUGCACCUAAUUACAGAGUGCGGAGGAAUGUUGAGGAGGCAGCGUCUACGCAACAGUUCCUCACCAAGCUAAAUUUGAGGAUAGAGCCUCUGCAAAGUCCUGUUGGAAACACAAUAGAACCAAUCAUACUGUUUCAGAAAAUGGGUGUCGGGAAACUUGAGAUGUACGUUCUUAAUCCUUCAAAGAAUAGCAAAGAGAUGCAGCACUUUAUGAAGCAGUGGACAGGUAGUGAAAAAGACACAGCUUCUAUUUUACUGCCAAACGGAAAAGAAUCUCAGUUCCCUGUCUCUUAUUUGACGUCUAUCUCUUCGCUCAUUGUGUGGCACCCUGCUAAUCCCUCAGAUAAGGUUGUCCGCGUUCUCUUUCCUGGAAAUACCACCCAGCGUCACGUCUUUGAAGGUUUAGAGAAGCUAAAGCACUUGGAGUUCUUGAAGCAGCCAGUUGUCACUCAAAAAGCAAUGUCUUCUAAUAUGCCUUCAACGCCGACACUAAAGCAAGCAAAGAUGAAAUACAGAACAGACAGCAAAGAGAGCCUGAAGUCUACCCCAAAGCCAUCACCCAGCAGGAGCAUCAGGAAGGAUUCAAAGGAGGAAGCACCAGAGAAGGCAAAGACAGAUGCAGAAUCCACCCAUGAAAAAACACAAAAGACAGAGAAAAAAGAAAAGGUCCCACUGAAAAAGGAAAAAGCAAAGGCACCUGAGAAAGAAUCAAAAGCAAAGAUGGAGCAAUCAGCACAGAAUGAAACUCCUGAAAAGAAGAAGCCUGAAAUAAAACCCAAAGCUGAAAAGGAAAAGACCAUUAAGAGGGAGACCAAAAUCUCAGUGGAAAAGAAAAAGGAGGUUAAAAAAGAAGUGGCAAAGAAAGACGAUAUUCACAAACAAGAAAUUAAAAAAGAAGAAAAAGUGAAGAAAGAGGACGUAAAGAAAGUUCUAAAAAAAGACAUCCGAAAAGAGUCACCUAUGAAGGAGAAGAAGGAAGAAAAGAAAGAGCAAAAGAAAGAUGUCAAAAGGCCCUUAAAAGACAUAAAAAAAACUGAAGAAAGGAAUGCAGCACCAAAACCAAAGCCCCUGAAAAAAGAUGAUGUCUCAAAUAAAUUUGCAGGGACACCAUCAAAGUCAAAAGAGAAAGGGAAGCCUAAGGUUUCAAAGAAAGAGACAAAGGUUGGUAGUGGCAAACUUGCAGCCAGUACUGCUACUGCUGCUGUUGCUGCUGCUGUUGCUGCUGUUGCUGCUGUUGUGGAUGAUCCUGAAGCAGAAAGAUCUAUGAUGUCCUCACCAGAGGACCUUACCAAGGACUUUGAGGAGCUCCAAACUGAAGAGUUGACAACAGACGAUGCGACGGUCCAACAAAACCAGAAAGAAGAGUCAGUGAUGAUCCACCAGGAAGAAAUAAUACAGACCAAAGAGUCACCUGAGGCCUUGGAAUCUUUGGACGAGGGUAUAACCACAACAGAAGCUGAGGGAGACAGUGGAGUGACCCCAGAGGAACAGGUUCUCAAGGUAAAACUUCCAAGUCCAAGUGAAAAGUUUGAAGAUGAGGGCACUGUGAUGGAGGAGACGUCUGAAGGAGGAGAUUAUGAAGAGAAGGGAGAGACAGAGGAAGUUUAUGAACCACAGAGAAUGGAAUUGGAUAAAGAUAAACUAACUCCCAGUGAAGAGGAACACAGAGACAGACCCGAUGAAGUCAAACCAGGGGAUGGUGUUCAAGACAAUGAUGAUCUGAUGAAUAAAAAUGUAGAGGAUCCACUCAUGAGCGAAAGACAAACAGAGAAACAGAAUCUGUUUGAAUCAGCCUUACCCAAAGUGUCCUCACCUAUUUCUCCAGCCGCAUCUAUCCAUGAUGAAAUUCCUCCUGUUGGUUUCGAGAGCUCAACGGUCUCAGACGAUGAGAAUCGCGAAGAAGCCCCCGAGGAUUUCACUGUCACCUCCAUCUGCACUCAGUCCACCAUCAAGAUCUCCAGUGUGCCUACUACCCUGGGUGAGAUGUUGACUCCUAGGGACAUUAUGAGCAACGAAACCGCCUAUAAUGAGGCUGAAUCUCCUCCACGGGAUAGUGACAGGUUUGUGACUUCUGUAUCUGGACAGUAUGAUAUGAAGAAGAUUUCUCCACUUCAGGAUAUGCCAGGAUCAGAUCGCUCUCAGAGUGACAUCACGGAAGGCCAGGACUACAACCUCUCUGCUUCCACCAUAUCUCCACCUUCACCACUAGAAGAGGAUAAAUUCUGCAAGGGCUUUACCUUAGCAGGGAAAGCUGAGCAGUAUGACACAGUUCAAGAGUCGUUUGAGAAGCAUGAUGCAGAUCUAACAGGACUCACUUCAACCUCCACAACCACACCUCUUAUUCGUUCUCCCUCAGUCGACCGCAGGGAUACAUUUGAUUCCCCAUCACCUUUUGCUGCUCCAAUAGAAUUGUCCACCACACUGACAGGGAGUACCCGAGCAACAGCAGAAUCUGUCAGCCCAGAUGACAAGACACUGGAAGGAACUAACUCGCCUCAGUCCUCUGGUCACACUCCUUACUAUCAGUCACCAGUAGAUGAAAAAGCAGCAAGUCUAACACUUGUCUCAGAAGACAAAGCACAGGGUCCAAUAAUUGUGGAGCUCACAAGUGAUAAAGAAGAUUCCUCCAACAGAGCUACCCCAGAGCCAGAUGAGCCAGAACAAGAAAUGUGCUCUCCUGUAGAGAGGGUAGCAUCUUCUCCAAAAAGCCAAUCUCCAACUGAGCCCGAUUCCCCAACAAAAAAGGAAAAGUCACCAUUUGAUUUAGAUGAUAAGACAACUGGAGAAAACAGCCAUUCAGUCUUUUCCUCAGCACCGGAGACCAAAUAUGAGUCAGACACCAAUCUAUUUACUGGGGCCAAAGAAGAGAGCAAAAUGUCGAUUUCAGAGGGCACCACAUCAGACAAAUCAGGAUCCCCUCUGGAAGAAGUGGUAGCAGAAGACUUGUUCUCACAUUUAGCUUCAGCAUCCACUGCCUCGCUGGCCACCAGCUCCUUGCCAGAGCCGACCACCGACUCUCCUUCGCUUCAUGCUGAGGUAGGCUCUCCUCAUUCUACAGAAGUGGAUGACUCACUUUCUGUCUCCGUGGUUCAGACCCCAACCCCCUUCCAUGAGGCUGAGGGGUCUCCGUCCAAGGAAGAUAGCCCCAGGCCCAUGUCAAUCUCCCCAGACGUCUCACCAAAGUCAAAAAGCAAAACACAAAAUCAGGAUAUGAAAUCCCCAGAGCACUCUACCAUGUCGAUAGAGUUUGGCCAGGAAUCCCCUGACCACUCCUUAGCCCUGGACUUUAGCAAGCAAUCCCCAGAGCACCCAUCUGUGGGCAGCAGCUCACGUGCUACAGAGAAUGGCCCAACUGAGGUUGACUACAGCCCCUCAGAUGGCACAGAUGUGAGACCACCUGGAGAACCUGGCUCCCCAGUGGAGAAGCCUUUACUUUUUGAAGACGUUGACGUCCGUGCCACUUCUGCAACCCCAUCAGAUGCAUCUCAGUCCACACCCUCUGUUACAACCCCAUGUCAAAUGGCUGAGAUGCCACAUACCAUGGCUGAGCAGACGGACAAGUCUCCACUCACCCCCAAGGCAUCCUCUCUCACCCAGUCUCCCCAUUCCACUGAGCCAUCCCCAGUACUAGGAGGUCCCCCGGUUAUGGACAGCACCAGCCCAAUUUCACCAUCUCUGGAGAGCCUUUCUAAUAAAUCUGACGCACAGCUGAAAUACGACAAGUCACCCUCACCUCCCAAAGCUACUUCUCCAUCUUCAUCAUUUUCCCCCUCAAAAGAGGAGACACAUUCCCCAGCAAAGGAGACGAAUCCCUUUAAAUGUGAAGAUUCUACACACGAAGCAAAAUCCCCUGUGGGCCCCAAAGUUCCUUCCCCAUCCUAUCUGCCUCUCUCCUCCGAUCUGUAUAAUUAUAACUCAGCCUGUGGGUCCAGGGACCCCGACACCACAAAGAGAAGCCCCUCUGCUCCAUCUAAAACAGAUGUUGACCUCUGCUUAGUCACUUCAUGUGAAUACCGUCACCCUAAGACAGAAUUAUCCCCAUCUUUUAUUAACCCUAACCCUCUGGAAUACUUCAUUAAUGAAGAGAACAUCAUAGAGGAGGAGAAGCCUCUGGCCAAGUCAGGAGGAGGACCCCCACCUCCAGGUGCUAAGCUUCCCACCAAGCAAUGUGAGGAGACCCCACCAACAUCCAUCAGUGAAUCUGCCCCCUCCCAGACAGAUUCAGAUGUCCCACCAGGGACAGAGGAGUGCCCCUCUAUUACAGCAGAUGCUAACAUUGACUCUGAAGACGAUUCUGAGACAUUGCCUACUGACAGAACCCUGACCUACAGGCAUGCCGAUCCUCCUCCAGUGACUUUAAGGGACUCUGCUCCAUCCUCGGGCCAACAUGAUGUCUGUAUGGUGGACCCAGAGGCCCUCAAGGCUGAAGAAAAUCUCCACAAUGCUAACACAGAGGGAGGAGAAAAAUCCAAGAAGAAAAAACUCACAAAAAAGUCUUCAUCUCCAGCCAGGAAGACUGCUCUGUCAAAAAUCAAGGAUACCAAGACUGCCUCUCCAAAGAAGAGUGUCGGAGAAGGAAAAGAUGCCAAAAAUGCAACAAAUACCUCUGCGUCCAGAGGUGUGAAAAGUGCCACGUCAGGUGCUGGCAGUGGAAAGGCAUCAGGAGCGGCAUCUCAGCCAAACUGUCCUCCCAUGUUCAUGGAUUUGGUUUACAUACCCAAUCACUGCAGUGCCAAGAAUGUGGAUGCUGAGUUCUUCAAGCGGGUGCGCUCCUCUUACUAUGUGGUCAGUGGCAAUGAUCAGACUGCUCAGGAGCCCAGUAGGGCUGUCCUUGAUGCUCUGCUGGAAGGAAAGGCCCAGUGGGGAAACAAUAUGCAGGUCACCCUGAUUCCAACCCACGACACUGAUGUCAUGAGGGAGUGGUACCAGGAGACCCACGACAAGCAGCAGGAGCUGAACAUCAUGGUCCUGGCCAGCAGCAGCACCGUUGUUAUGCAGGACGAGUCCUUCCCAGCUUGUAAGAUAGAGAUGUAAGACCUGUUCUGCACCAGAUCUGUGGAUCAGGAGACCAAGUGAUAAUGACAAAUCUAUGUAGCAUAAAAACCCAAGCAGACACUUACCGGAAUAUGCUAUUGUGACAAUUCUUGUGCCCUAAAUCAUUGAACCUUAAAUAUCUGAACUGAGGAUUACCCAAUAGAAAUUAGCAUUGAGGGGCUCCAUGCAAAGGACAAUGAUUUCACUAUAAAGUAAUAGACCCUUGACAUCCAUAUGGUGUCUGAAUUUUAGGUAUGAAUGAAUUUUACUUGAAGGGAACAAGAAAUAAAAAGCAGCCUAUAGCGAUGAAUGUCCAAUUAUGCUAAGAGCUCCAGUAUAAUGUUGCUGUUGCCCCGAGUUUCUUUUACAUCCCCAGAUCAAAUUAUAGGAGAUUAGACAAGAACCCAACAUCCCUGCAUAUGGUGUAUUCUUAAAUAAUGGCUGUAAUCCAUACCAAAGGAUAAAACAGUUUUCUAUCAUUGCCUUAGGAAGUUCAAAUGAAUGUACAAGAACUGGUGCAAGUAGCAGAAGAGUAGGGAAACUCUACACACUGGAGGUAACUCUUAUUGAAAGGACUGUUAAAUGAUAGUUGAAUGAUGGUAAAUAUGAGCUACCUUGAAGGGAUGCUUAACAUUGAAUAGCAUGAAUAUGUCUUUUUGGUCUGGUUUCUGUUUCUGCUAAUGAAUAUUUAUUUAUCAUUUCAAAGUUAAUUUAUUGUGCGUGAUAAAUUUUAAAGUGUGCAGCGGAAAUCUGCCUCAGAAAUCUCUCCCCUUGCCUUUGUCACAUCUGUAAAAUCAUUUUCAUGCUGAUUAGAGAGUCAUUAAUUUCAGAUUGCCUGUUUUAUUUGCAGAAUUUAAUCUUUUAUUUCUAUUACCUGUUUUUGUAUGUCAUUGUUUAGCUUUGGGGGAGCAAACCUUUCCCCUAUGUAUAGCUAGUCAGGCAGGAUAUUUUCAUAACCUUAAAAUGUCUUGUUUUUCUAAAAGCAUUGUACUAUAAUUAUAAAUAGCUUUGAAGCCGAAGGGAUGGUUGAAAGACGUGCAUGAGUUAUGAUGUGUUAGGAUUUUUCUCUUCUUCUUUUAACUGGGAUUUUUCUCAGACUUGCAUUAAGAACAACAGGGCUACAUGAUUUAUUUAUUUAUUUUGCAACUUGUGCCAUGACGUUGUAUAGUACAGGAAGUAAAGCGGUUGCCUGUGGCAUUGUAUCACAAUCAAACUUCAUUCUGGGUGCAGCACAGUGUAGAUACAGGUUAACAUGAGCAUUUUUGGUGUUUCUCCUCUGUAGCUGAAGGAGGCGAAGCUUUUGAGUGGGGCGGCACACAGAGAUGAGAGUGAGUGACUUGUGUGUUUCAGAUGAAAGUAUGUACAACAAAAAAAAACUAGACACUUUAAACACAAACAUGACACAAACUAACUGUAACAGAGGCCAGAGAUCAACCAUGACAGGCCACCUUCUGGAGAAUUAUCCAACAAAUCGACGCACAUACAGGCUUUGGUACUUUGGGUUAUUAAAUCAACCAAACUCACCAGAUAUGUCUGGUGUUCAUAAAACCACAACAGACGACUUCUCCUGCAGGGGAAACUACACUACACUACAGUAAUACCUGUCAAACCUACAAAACUCUGAACUGACAUUUCUCUUGGACUGACAUUUCUCCUUUUCUCCAUCUCCUUUUUCUUCACUUCCUCUCUCUGUCUAUUUAUCUCUGCCUUUUUCUCCUUAUCUUUCUCUCGGGAGAACUUUACUAAUGUCUGUCUGCAGCUGUGUGGUAUAUUUGUCUUGUGGUCAUGCAUCCUCUCCCCCACUUACCCCCCCAAAAUACUCAUAUAAACCCCCAAUAGCAAUUAGUUUCAAGUAAGUAUUCCUUAGUGCUUUCUAAUAUUUGUGUGCAAUAUUCCCUCAAUGGCAAAUCUGAUGUAAGAUGAGCUACUGCUGAAGAACAAACACUCAAAAACAACCACAAUAAAAAUCUGACGUGAACAAGAA
Molecule: messenger RNA, 8320 nt
Organism: Paralichthys olivaceus (Japanese flounder)
Lineage: Eukaryota; Metazoa; Chordata; Actinopteri; Pleuronectiformes; Paralichthyidae
Source: RefSeq, a predicted model, not a curated record